AGAGAGAGAGAGAGAGAGAGAGAGAGAGGGAGAAGCCUAUCCGGAAACAUUCUUCCUCCUCGUUGCUACUGCGGGGCCACAGCCUUAGCUUGUGGCUCAAAUUUCUUCUCUCUCUCUCACUCUCACUCUCAUCACUCACUCUCAUUAAGGCUUCCUUCCUUCUCCAUCCUGUCUCUCUUUCUCUGGCUGGACUCUGGUGGAUGGUGCUGGAGUUCACAUUUGUUUCAGGUUUCACUUACACAUAGGAUAUGCUGGUAGGGCUUAUAAGCUUAACUUGAUCCCUUCAUGGCUCUUUCUGCAAGCAACGUUUCACAUGGUUCUGUAGCUAUUGAUGGCACCACUAUCAAUAACUUCCAGGGAACUAACUAUAGUUUUGGUAAGUCACCACAGCACACCAAAUUACAUAGUCCGAAUCAAGGAAAUGAUUUUGGACAACAAAGCAAUGGGCAUGCCCUGAAAUCAAAGUUGAAGUUUCCUAAGAAAGUUUGGCACAUAUGUGCAAAACCCAGUGAAUUCUUACUGUCUCGAGGACUUUCUAUCAUACGCCGGUCAAGUGCACGCAAUGCUGAAACUCAAGAAUGUAUUAGGCACCGUUCUGAUCCAGACACAUCAAGAGCACAAGGUUGUCAUGAGGUUGAUGAACAUCCUGUCAUGCCUGAGAGAACUAUGCAGUCAAGCCAAGGAUUAGCAGAGGCUUGCCAAUUUGUUUAUAAUGAUGCCCGCUUUGUCAAUGAAAGGGCUCGGAAUGAUAUUGUCUUACUUUCUCGCGGGAUAAUGAGGUUGGAUGCUCGUGCUCGCCAAGAUGUUGCUAUUAUUGGUUCAGGGUUUCUUAAGCUCGAUGCUCGAGCAAGAAAGGAUACCCAGAAAAUUGACCAUGACGUGAAGAAAAAAGCUGAAAGACUUAAUCAUAUUGCUACUAUUUUAAGAGACAAAGCUCAAUCUAGAUUGAAGAGUGCUGCUGACAAGCAUUGGAGUGAUGGAGCUUUGGAGGCUGACUUGCGGCGUGCUGAUUUCUUUGCCAAGCAACGUGCAAUGGAAGAUGCUUUAAUGGCUUUGGAGUUUGUCAAAAACAUCCAUGACAUGAUGUUGAGCAAGAUGUACAAGCUGAAAAGAUGCCCUCAAUUAGGCGAUGGCAUGGAAGGGUGUAUAACGAUCGAAAAGAAUGGCAGAACUCUUGACUUCUUCCCAGGAGAAGUAUCUGCAGAUCGCAUUACUGCCAUUCAGGAGGCCUACCGGAGCAUGGCAUCUGCACUAUCUGAAGCUGACGGAAUUGAUUAUACUGAUCCUGAGGAGCUAGAGUUGUUGAUUGCUACACUUAUAGAUCUUGAUGCAAUGGAUGGAAAAAGUAGUGUAUCUUUAUUGGCCGAGUGUUCGAGUUCUCCUGAUGUCAAUACUAGAAAAGCAUUAGCUAACGCAUUAGCAACAGCACCAUCCAUGUGGACUCUUGGAAAUGCAGGCAUGGGAGCAUUGCAGAGGCUGGCAGAAGACAGCAACCCGACGAUUGCUGCAGCGGCAUCAAAAGCCAUCUAUGAGCUGAAGAAACAAUGGGAAAUAGAGGAGGGGGACAGCUGGAGGUUCAUGAUGAAUCAGAAGCCAACACAGGUAGAUGACGAUGAUGCUGAUGCAGCAUAAUAACAGAUCUCUAUCAGACUAUACUGUAGAUACUAGAUAUCAAUUAACAUAACGUUUGUCCGACGCCGACAAACUCAAAGGGGGUGCAUGCUUACGUCGCGCGGACAACAUUGUAGAGAUUUUGAUUUUAUUUGUUACACGUGAAAUUAAACAGAAAAAUGUUUGAAACUAA
Diospyros lotus (date-plum) is the source of this 1804-nucleotide messenger RNA. Its product is annotated as senescence-associated protein AAF, chlorolplastic. The transcript is spliced from 13 exons. Lineage: Eukaryota; Viridiplantae; Streptophyta; Magnoliopsida; Ericales; Ebenaceae. The record is from RefSeq and is a predicted model, not a curated record. Gene Ontology annotation, biological process: leaf senescence; cellular response to oxidative stress. Bases 286 to 1632 code for a protein of 448 amino acids. Gene Ontology annotation, cellular component: chloroplast.